CUAUCCCCAAACCCUUCUCUUUUUAUUGUGCUUCCUUUCUCUCAUUUCUAUGCUUUCAGUGCUAGCACGGUAGCACCACUACUAGUGCUACACAUCUUUUCAACUUAUAGAGUAGUAGUAAAAAUGGCGGAUUGGGGGCCGGUGUUGAUAGCGGUGGUGCUGUUCGUACUGUUAACUCCAGGAUUGCUGUUUCAGCUACCCGGGAACAGCCGAGUGGUGGAGUUUAACAGCAUGCAAACGAGUGGAGUUUCCAUUUUGGUGCACACCAUCAUUUACUUUGCACUCAUCACCGUCUUUCUCAUAGCUAUUGGUGUUCACAUCUACACCGGCGGCGGCGGCUAGCUACUUCAGCCAUCCGAUUCCACUGCCCGCUGCUUCCCUCUCUGUUGCAGAUUGCAUCUGGAGUCUUUUAUAUACAUGUAUACUUUAAAAUUUAUGGAGUCUUUGUUGAUUAAAACUGUGAUGGGUGAUUACGCUUAUAAUUCAAAAGCACGAAAAUUAUUGGCCACAAAGAA
Rosa rugosa (rugosa rose) is the source of this 515-nucleotide messenger RNA. RefSeq lists its product as uncharacterized. The transcript has a single exon. Lineage: Eukaryota; Viridiplantae; Streptophyta; Magnoliopsida; Rosales; Rosaceae. The annotation marks the transcript as partial. The record is from RefSeq and is a predicted model, not a curated record.